UUAUGCCCCCGGAUUGAUAGAUCGAUGUUUUUGGCCUGUCUGUCUUUCUUUCUGUCUGCCAUUCGGUCGCAAAACUUUACUGUACAGUAAAGUUUUGCAAUAACUUUUGAAAUAUUGAACAUAGCAACUUGAUAUUUGGCAUACAUGUGUAUCUCAUGGAGCUGCACAUCUUGAGUGGUGAAAGGUCAAGGUCAUCCUUCAAGGUCAAAGGUCAAAAAAAGAAGAAAAAGCGGCGCAUUAAGGGGCAUUGUGUUUCUGACAAACACAUCUCUUGUUCAUGUUAUUGUGGAAUGUUUUGUUUUUCAAGCUUCAAUGAAUACACCACGUUCUUAUUUAAGUGUUCUUGUAUCCUCAAGUGCGUAUUUAAAAUUAAUUUACGACAAACGGACAUGGCUUGUUUUCCUGACGGUUCAGGAAAUCACGAAAUAUUCCAUAAGUUAUCUCCACACUCAGACCAACCAGCGGAAAACGGUUGAUACUCGCUGAAACCGCUUCCGGUUGGCCCUAUGAAAGGCGUUAUCCGAAUAAAAACAAAAUGUGCACAGUGCAUGCACUUGGGAAUUAAGCUGAUCAACAUGCCCGCCAUGUUUGCUGACUCCGUCAAACAAAUAUUGGACCCUAUUUUGGGUCAGUACAACAACACAGCCUGCGUGGGUAACACAGCGGCUUCUGACAUGUGCAAUAUCACCGCCGUGAUUGGCACCAGUGUCUGCGACAGCUUCAAUUUAAAAGGAACCGCAAUUGGGAUGACCGCCGCCAACCUUCCUGAUGCGGGUAUGGAGAUGUCCGUUGUGAUAAGAAGUUGUGGAGUCCUUAUGAGUGACACCCCGAAAUGCACACCGAUUCUUGACCUCGUCGAGGCCAAGCAGAAAGAGAACUUCCUCUCCCAGCUAUCACAGUGGUCUGCCCAAUUUAAGACAGUAAAAUACAAUGGGUACCAUUGUCAGUCGGUAAACGGCUCCACAUGGCCCAACAUCGAUGACUUUGACAAGGAAAGUUCCGGAAACAGUUUGGGAUUAGCUAGUAAUCUUAUCAUGACGUGUUUGGUGAUUCUUCGAUUUUAUGAGUAAAAAACAGUACAACUCUGCAAAUUACAGAAACAGAAAAUCGGUUGACGGCCGUGGACUGUUUGAUUGUUUAUUUCUGUAAGACUAUAAUCUAGAAUUGCGUUAUUAUUUAUCAUCCAAUUCUGGACAUCAAAAAUACCACUCACUUAAUAUUUCAACCGAUGAGGGAAACACGUAACUGUUAAAAUAGAAAGUUCUUUAUGGAGAUCUUGUUAAACAGUGUUUUAUAUGCCAGAAGUCAUGCCAAUGGAUUUUAUAAUUAGCAAUACCACGUUGAACGUAUUAAGUGUGAAUAAAUAUGUAUUCAAAGUUU
Molecule: messenger RNA, 1380 nt
Organism: Dreissena polymorpha
Lineage: Eukaryota; Metazoa; Mollusca; Bivalvia; Myida; Dreissenidae
Exons: 3
Coding region: 507-1070 (187 amino acids)
Source: RefSeq, a predicted model, not a curated record